AUGGCGAGCUGGGUCGCGUUGAACGUGGAGCCGGACGAUGGCAUUGAAGAUGAGGUUGACGAUACUAAGGAGCUUCAAAUCGAAGAAGCCUUGAAGCUAUACCAAAACGCCCUCAAACUUCAUUCACAAGGCCCGGAAUUUUACGCCCAAGCUGCUGAAGCCUACGACUCCUUACUAAAGUCGGAUAUCUUUAAAUACCCGGAAUCGAUUUCGGAUUUCAAGCGAGCAGCAGACUUGGAUACGCAAGCUGCAGCUGUCAUUGACGAAAGCCCUGAUACUAUCGCCGAGUUCAAUGUCAACGAUUCCACGUCAAGCCUCUUUCAGACCCUCUACCUGUCCUACAAAAACUACGGAAAAUACGUCCUUGACUCGCUACAUGAAUACCUUCGAACCGCCCCACAAAACUCCGAAACGGUGGAAAAUACAGCAAUAAAAACAACGGAGGCAUCGAGGAAAGCUUUGGGGUCAUUUGCAGAUGCUCUAGAGCGAGACGAUACGGAUCUCAACUUGUGGAGACAAAGCGCCAGGCUCAGCAGUGCUCUGGAGAGCUAUCGCUUAAAUCGGUUUUGCCUGGAGAGUGUACUUGCAGACGACGACAACCGCCUUGAGAUACGGUCGGAACAGCUUGGACUGGAGGAAAUAUUUUCGGAAGAGCGUCUACGUGCCACUCUUACAUCCCUCUUUGAUGGGCUGUCGGCCUCCCAAGUUCCUAUCAAGAAACCGAAGAAGGCUCUCAUCAAAUACCUCAAGCAGCAUGAAGAUCCUUAUCCUUACCUGCCAAAUCUGCCGACUGGUCUAGAUCAAUUGAGUUCAUCCAAGGGUCCUCUCGCUUUGUCCACCUCUCGACGAGAGCUCACACCACCUAAUGCAACUUGGGAGUCAGUGGGCAAAGCGAUUCUUCAGGCCAUAGAUGAUGAAGAGGAAGCCCCGGCAGGUGCUGCUCCUAGUUGGUCCUUUCAGAUUACCCUGCCGCGUAGGGAAUCUGAGAAAGCCGACUCUGCAUUGGUAAAAAUGGAGGACCCCGAAAACGACGCUGAAGAUCGGAACGAGCAAACCACAGCAGCGAACGAAGAUGUUGAAAUGGUUGAAGGAAAUGAACAAUCCGCCGAGUCUGAACAACCCGCCGAACUUGAAAAACCCACCGAACCUGACCACCCCGCCGAGGACCCUCAAGAGCAGGCAGAACUCCCGGAUGAACAGUUUUCAAUAGACCAAAGUGCAGAAAAACAGCUUAUAGAGUCUCUAGAAGGUCAAUCUGUUCACCAGACUGAGAUACAGGGCGAAGGCGAUGCGAACCGAGAGGAAUUCGAAUCCAAAUCACCAACUGGUGCACGAAAAAGAUCAUCAGCUUCGGCAGCAAACGAAGAACCAUCAGAAGGAGGCAGAAUGAAAAGUCGGCGUACGAGAGCUCGUGAAUCCAAUGCAGAUGGAUUGGUACCAUUGGACGAGGUUCCAUUCGACCAAGACAAGUUCUAUGAAGACCGUCUUGAAAUCUUUGUCAAUGCUGAUGAGUGGAUGUUUAAUACUGUUGGGUCUCUGUUCUCAAGAGCAGGCAUUGCAGCUCUUGGAACGAUUAAAGACCUCAAGGGAAAACUAGCCAAUGCCAAUGAAACAGACGACGUUCCGGAAGACGCAGAGACCAGGCUGUUCCAGGACUUGCGUGGCAUAGUGAAGCAAUGGAAUGACGAAAAGUCCCGGCUGAUGCAACAGAAAGACGAUUCCCCUUCCUUGAAGAACAUUUCUGGCUCUAGCAAGUCUGGACUGGCUGUCUUUCUCGAGCAUUCCAGAAAAACAUCUCGAAAGUCACUAAUUCAAGAGGAGCUGCCUUCAGGAGAGGAGCUUUAUGCCUUUUCAGACACCAUCAAUAGAAAUUGUCUGCAUCCACACGACACCUCUUUCGAAUGGUUGAAGUGCCUUCUCAUGCCGCGAUUUGGCGAUGAUCUCUCGGAGUUUGCACCCAUGAAGUCUGCAUACACCUCUUUCUUAUGGCCAGAAGGGUUAAAAGCCACCGUUGUGGACAUUUUGCUUCGAGAAGACGAAUUCAUCUUCACCAGGCUGUCUGAAGCUGUCGCCAAUGUUGAAAAACACAUCCUUGGGUGUCAUGCUGGAUCCCCAUUCGACUAUGAACCAAAGCACUUUUCUGAACUGGAGAUGAUCCAGUCUAUUUAUGAGCUUCACUUGGACAUAUUUGCCUCUGUUGAAAAUCUCAGUUCGGAGCCUAGCCAACAACAAAAGUUGUCCCAGCGUGAUCGAUUAGCUAGGUGGGCCAUGUUAGCCCGAACGUCCCUGGAGUACUCUGUUAACUACUGCCCGUCCGAAGAGUGUCGCCAGAACAUUGCAUUUCGUCAUUUGUGGACGUCGACUUUCCACAUUAACCUCGCCGGCGAGGCUGAUCGUGAGCAUGUGUUGUUAUGUUUGCAAGACCUCAAGCAAAUUCUCCAUUCCAUAGGCGACCCUAUCGUCAGUCUUGUGAACAAUUCAAUCAUGGUGGAGCUCUCAAUUGCCACCAUAGAUCAGGAGGCUCUCAAACUCAAGUGCAUGGAUUUUUUCGCCAAGGUGUUCAACGCAGAUGGAGAGGAUCCCGUAUCACUUAUUGAGGCCAUCGAGCCAAUUCUUGAGCCCUCGGCAGUGGAGUACUUGGAAGAUUCUGGAAAUGGCAUGUCUGGGGCUCCAUCACAUUUGAGUGAAAUGGCAUCAUUCCUUGACCGAGGAGAUGCUACAUUACGAUUGUUUCUUUGGCGAAGGCUCCAGGAGACAUACCAGGCUAUUGACUACAUUCCAAAGGUGAUCUCGUGCCAUCUGCGUAGUAUUGAGACUGUAAUGACCGAGAUUGAGGAUAUCAAGCACUUGCAAGAAUCAAGUGGACACCGCCAAGUCACUUUACUACGCUGGCUCAAAUCACUCGACGGAAUUAUGAGCAAGACCAUCCCGCUUGUAUUGCAGCAGGCUGACAAGGCCUUUGAAUGUUUGGAUAUGGAACAUCUGCAAUCUUCUAUGUCCGCUGUUGCUCGAUUGGCUCGACUUCUUCACAGUCUCAUUUUGUACGAAGACUCGAUUCGCGUGGGUCAGAUUUCUGGGCGUGAUCUUCGCGGAGGUCUGGCAAAAUCCCUAGAGAGCUUCAAGGAAAGGAUGAGGGAAACCUACGUGCGCUGCUGGAUCUUGCAGUACACCAUUUUCUUGGAAGCAAUCUCCCAGAAUAAAGAUGCUUUCCCCGAACCAUUGGAAGAUCGCAUCCACAUCCUCCGCUCUGUGCAUAAUGCCCUAGGGGUUCGGUCGAUGUGUAGAUACUCCCAGAAACGAUUCCUGAAGCUCAUCAAGUCUGAGCUGUUGGAUCUUGAAACCAAGGGGGAUUACGAAUUCGACAUCUGCCAAGUGCUUUAUGAUCUCCAUGGCAUCAAGUUCUCGCCCUUUGACGGGACUGCUGAUCACGGAUGCUCUCCUGAGAAAUUAGAUCGUCAUACUGCAACCAUGAUGAUCGAUUUCGUGAUGAGACAAGCACAGAAAAUGAACAUGAAAGACCUGUCAAAGUCUGAACUGAAGACUACGAUUGAGAAAAUGCAGCAAGCAAUUGGCCCUGCAAGACUUCCCGCCCAGUCACCGCAAAUGACAUUCAACAGACGUCUCUUCAACAUAUACAUCAAGGCCCCAAUCAACCCGUCGCAUCUUCGUCGGGCAGUUCAGGGUGUGACAGAACUUUCCAUGCUUCCGGUGCCUGGCGAAAAUGCCAAAAUCGCCGCCAAAGGCUGGUACUUCCUCCUCGGCCAUGCCACCCUCACAAAGUUCCGCGCCCAUAAACGUUUGAGUCCUGGAUCAACUUCGGAGCUGGAUGAUGCCAUCAACUUUUUCCGGCAAGAUCUAGACCAUGGAACAGGCAGAUGGGAAACCUGGUAUCGACUGGCACAAGCAUACGAUGCAAAAUUAGAGGAAGAUAUUACCUGGGCCGCGGACAAGAUUAACAACAAUCGCAGUGAAUUGGCGACAACGCAAAGAUAUGCUAUUCAUUGCUAUGCCAUGGCCGUGUCUACGGCUAUUCAAACCGCUGAGCCCACAACCGAUACUCGAGGCUUACUGUCGGAUCUAUACACCGACUUUGGAAUCCGUCUCUAUUCUUCCUCACGUGAACCUCUAUCAAUGGGUGCUUUUAGCUUAACGGACUUCUCUCGGCAUUUCAGCAGUGAAGAAAGCCAGAAAAUGUACAAGGCACAGCCUUUCAAGGAAAUAUCCAGGUAUUCAGUGUGGAAUUUUGCCAGCAAUCUCCUCAGAAGAGCAACCAUUGACAAACCGAAGCGUUGGAUGACUCAUUACUUCCUUGGCAAAUGUCUCUGGAAGAUGUUUAAUUGCGAUGACUCAUUGCGGACGACUUCAAAACGCGUUGAAGUGGAAGAUGUGCUGGACGCCUUUCGUGAUGCUAUUGCAGCUCUUCCGCAGCGCAGGGAUUCGCGAGCUGAUCCGAUAUUCGAACCCCACUUCAAGCUUUUGUCGGUCGUUCACAGACUUGUUCUUCAAGAAAAAUUGACUCUUACCGAGGGAAUCAAAGCUCUGAGUGCAACUCCUUGGGCCCGCAAGGUCGAGUCACCUGAGAAUAUGGAAGGAUGGAAGCCAUACAUCCUUGAGGUAAUCAAAAAAUUCAAGAGCGCUGACAAAUCCAACUGGCAUCAUCGAAUGAGCAGCAAGGCUGCACACAUCAUCUAUGAUGACGACAAGAACGCCACGACUGCUAUCGCCGCCAAGCAUGAGAUGUCGCAGAUCUUCACAAAAACACUGACCAUUCAAGUAUGGCGGCCAGAAUUUGAACGACCUGGUAGACACUUUGUCUACACCACGCGCUACGUUUAUUUCUUCGUCAGCUUGCUUGAUCAAUUAGAUGAUCGUGCCAGCUUAGACCAAUUGCUACGCCGAGUCAGAAAGAAACAGGGUGAUUUCAUCAAUCACACAAAGCUGUGGGAAGAUAUCUGUCUCACUUACGCAAAGAUGAUUCGGAGAGCUGCUCAAAUAAACGAGGGCCACGAAGAGAGCAUUUUCAAACCCAUCGGAUGGGAGGAAUUCUCUACCAAGACGGCACGCCUAGAGGGCUUGGCCGAACUUUCACCUGAAAGUCAGCCUCUUCUAGAGCUUAUUCGAGACGCAUUGGAGUUGAAGAAACUCAAUAACAAUUUUAUGAAGGUGACCAUGUUUGAGGAUCUUAUUGCAGAUCUAUACUCUCGCGUGUAUGAGCUCAACAUACCUCUCCUUAUUGAGCAGGUCAAUGAGGAAAACAAAGAAAAGAUGAAAGUUGAUCAUCUCCUCAUGGCAGGCGAGGGCGCUGCCGAUGCUAGCAUUCCCCCAGCUUCUCUCCCAGCUUCGGACACUCCAGCUCCUCGUGGUCGUACUAAGGGUAUUGCCCGUCGAGAUAUCCAGAAGCGGGCGGAUACAAUUGUGACAUUGAAGCUGGCUCCUCGUACGGCAGCCAGCAAGGCGGUCACUGCGGACAAUGAACAAUCAACUCCGGUCAGACGUGGCUCUAAUUCGGCAACGACAUCUGGACCAGCCGCUACUCCACAAGGCACAGGCAAGCACACGGCUCUCGCGGGAGAAGGCAAGACCGAACACCCUGGCGAUGAGACUGAAAUGAGCGAUAUGGACGAAUCAAAGCUUGAAAGCACUUCUUCACUGCGGAAGGCUAUGCUUUUUCCUAAUCUACCAAAAGGCGAAUCGGGUGAUGCCGAGACUGAAUAUGAUGCUGGCAGUGGUGAAGAAGGUGCUGAAGAAGGGGAUGACGAAGAAGACGACGGUGCCAAUGACAACGACAAUGACGGCGAAGUUGAUGGCGAUGCCGGAGCCACUGAGACUGGCGGAGAGGAAAAUCAAGAUAUUGACGACGUUGGCGAUGACGAGAUACAGGAGGAUGGCGAAGACACAAAUAUUGAAGAGAGCAAACUCUAUGAUGAAGAAGAUCAGAACGAUGACGGGGAUAAUGGGGACGACGAGACUGUCAACGCUACUGAUGGCAAAGAGUCUGGUGCCCCAACCCCCAUUGAGGAUACCGAACAGCCCGAAGCCAUGGAUACCACACCCGCUUAA
Molecule: messenger RNA, 6060 nt
Organism: Penicillium longicatenatum
Lineage: Eukaryota; Fungi; Ascomycota; Eurotiomycetes; Eurotiales; Aspergillaceae
Gene: hir3
Product: putative transcriptional corepressor of histone genes (Hir3)
Exons: 4
Coding region: 1-6060 (2019 amino acids)
Biological process (GO): chromatin organization
Cellular component (GO): HIR complex; nucleus
Molecular function (GO): protein binding; nucleosome binding
Source: RefSeq, a predicted model, not a curated record